UGCUGCCGCUGGCGCUGCUGCUGCUGGCGGGCGCGGCGGGCGCCGGGCAGCUCUCCAAAUGGCGGCUGCCGGUGCCCAUGGGGAAGAAGUUUUUUAACUUUGGGAAGAUUCUCUUCAGCAACACCACUAUAUUCUUAAGAUUUGAAGGAGAUGAGAAGACUUGUGAUCACUCCCAAAGUUACAAUGUUACUUGGUACUUGAGAUAUUCUGAUUGCUACAAUGAAGUCUUCAACUUUGGGGAUGAACAGGCAGAGUAUUAUUUUGGGACUACAUCUGAGGAACAUCCGGGUUGGUCGGGAUACUAUGCCAUGGCUUCUCUCUUCUUUCCCAACUGCUCUGAGCUCUUCAAGCCCCAGGUUUUCUAUAAAGAAUUUGUUCAUCCAGAGCCUCUUUCACCUGAGAAACAAGAGGGCUUAAAAGAUAAGAAGGAGAGUGGAGCAAAUCACACCACAGUGGCAGAUAAAACAGCAAUGAAUGCUGUUAUUAAAACUUGGCGAGAUGGACCAUAUAUAUUUAUUGUGCAAAUUGGAAUUUCAGCUGUGAAAGACUCUACUAAUAAAGUUAAAAGAAUGGAGAAAACAACACCUUCCUCUAAUCUCAAAGAGAAGCCCUUUACAAUGACAGUAGAACUGAAGGGGCCGUAUGAGUAUCUCUCACUUGCAGACUAUCCUCUGAUGAUUUUCUUCAUGGUGAUGUGUAUUGUGUACGUAUUCUUCGGGGUUCUAUGGCUUGCAUGGUCAGCCUGCUACUGGCGGGAUCUCCUGAGGAUCCAGUUCUGGAUUGGUGCUGUUAUCUUUCUGGGGAUGCUUGAGAAAGCGGUCUUCUAUGCAGAGUUCCAGAAUAUCCGCUACACAGGGGAAUCUGUCCAAGGAGCAUUGAUACUGGCAGAACUGCUUUCGGCUGUGAAACGUUCCUUGGCUCGAACUCUGGUCAUCAUAGUCAGCCUAGGAUAUGGGAUAGUCAAGCCUCGCCUUGGAGUUACUCUUCACAAAGUAGUUAUGGCAGGAGCUCUUUAUCUAUUAUUUUCUGGCAUGGAAGGUGUUCUUAGAGUCACAGGGGCCCAGAAUGAUCUUGCCUCCUUGGCUUUUAUUCCCCUGGCUUUCCUAGACACUGCCUUGUGCUGGUGGAUAUUCAUCAGCCUGACUCAAACAAUGAAACUGCUAAAACUACGGAGGAAUGUUGUGAAACUCUCUUUGUAUCGGCACUUCACCAACACACUCAUCUUGGCAGUAGCAGCAUCCAUUGUAUUUAUCAUCUGGACCACCAUGAAGUUCAGACUGGUGGAUUGUCAGUCGGACUGGCAGGAGCUGUGGGUGGAUGAUGCCAUCUGGCGUUUGUUGUUUUCAAUGAUCCUUUUUGUCAUCAUGAUUCUGUGGAGGCCAUCUGCCAACAACCAAAGGUUUGCUUUCUCACCGCUGUCUGAAGAGGAGGAGGAUGAUGAACAGAAGGAGCCAAUGUUAAAAGAAAGUUUUGAGGGAAUGAAAAUGAGAAGUACAAAGCAAGAACCAAAUGGGAAUGUGAAAGCAAACAAAAUUCAGGAGGAUGACCUGAAGUGGGUAGAAGAGAAUGUUCCUUCUUCAGUAACUGAUGUUGCUCUUCCAGCUCUUCUGGAUUCAGAUGAGGAACGAAUGAUUACACACUUUGAAAGGUCCAAAAUGGAAUGAAGGAGCAGCAAAUGGAGUUUUUGUUAUUAGACUUGGGGACAACACUCCUAAAGUUGCUUGAUGGAUCAAGUGCAACCUGCUGAUUUGUUUCUUCAUCUCAGCCUUGGGAGUUUGAUGCUUUAUUGGCAUGAGGGCAUCUUGCUGUGGAAGAAGUUCACAAAGACAUUGAUACACCUUUUGGAAAUUUUGAAUUUUCAAAGUUGCUGCAAGUUUGGAUUUUUAAGCAAUUUAAAUGUAUACUAUUCUGGCACCUUCUGUAACUUUUCAAAUAUUUAAUCUGUGAAACUAAA
This is a messenger RNA of Rhea pennata, 1954 nucleotides long. RefSeq names its product transmembrane protein 87A (gene TMEM87A). The record is from RefSeq and is a predicted model, not a curated record. The transcript is spliced from 20 exons. Gene Ontology annotation, cellular component: Golgi cisterna membrane; Golgi apparatus. Gene Ontology annotation, biological process: retrograde transport, endosome to Golgi. NCBI's taxonomy places the organism in Eukaryota, Metazoa, Chordata, Aves, Rheiformes, Rheidae. Bases 78 to 1664 code for a protein of 528 amino acids.